Messenger RNA from Acanthosepion pharaonis, 726 nucleotides. NCBI's taxonomy places the organism in Eukaryota, Metazoa, Mollusca, Cephalopoda, Sepiida, Sepiidae. The record is from the annotation of a GenBank genome assembly.
AUGCAAGAACUUUCAAAGAACAUUAACAACAUUGCUCUUUUCCUUCAUGAUUUUUUUCCUUUUCGACAUCUUUUAUGUAGUUCUUUCUUUCUUUCUUUCCUUCUUUCUUUCUUUCUUUCUUUCUUUCUUUGCCGCUAUAUCUUUCUUUCUUUCUUUCUUUCUUUCUUUCUUUCUUUCUUUCUUUCUUUCUUUCUUUCUUUAGUUAUUUCUUUCUUUCUUUCAUUCUUUGCCGUUAUGUUUUAUAUAGUUCUUUCUUUCUUUUUCGAUAUAUUAUGUAGUUUCUUUUUUUUCGUUUUUUUUAUGUACUUCGUUCUUUCUUUCUUUUCCGCUAUCCCCUAUGUAGAUCUUUCUUUCUUUCUUUCUUUUUUUCUUUCUUUCUUUCUUUCUUUGCCGCCAUGUUUUAUAUCGUUCUUUCUUUCUUUUCCGAUAUAUUAUGUAGUUUCUUUUUUUUUUCGCUGUUUUAUGUACUUCGUUCUUUCUUUCUUUUCCGCUAUGGCCUAUGUAGUUCUUUCUUUCUUUCCUUCUUUCUUUCUUUCUUUAUUUAUUUAUUUAUUUUCCGCUAUUUGUUCUUUCUUCUCGUCAUCCUUUCUUUCUGUUAUCAGUUAUUACACCUUUUUUCAUUCUUUUCGUAUUGUUUACUUUCUUUCUCCUCAGUUAAUCACUUUUUGCUCUUUUCCCCUCAAUUUUCUGUUCGUUCAUUUCUACGCCUCACUUACAAUACGCUAG